This is a messenger RNA of Klebsormidium nitens, 2138 nucleotides long. The record is from the annotation of a GenBank genome assembly. NCBI's taxonomy places the organism in Eukaryota, Viridiplantae, Streptophyta, Klebsormidiophyceae, Klebsormidiales, Klebsormidiaceae.
CCGGAACUUUGAGCGCGAGCGGUCCCGCGCAGCGCAAGGUGCGUGAGCGCCACACAGAGAGACGAAGAUUAGGGUUUGACGAGAGCAGAAGCUGAAGCCUAAGGAAUGCAGGGCGCUCUGUAGCGAAGCCCAGGAGCGGGAGAUAUCGCCCCUUGUUUCGACAAUCCUUGAAAGCGGUGCACUAGCAGGAUCGCAAGCAUGGCGAAGAAAGGAAAGAAGGACUCAAAGCCUUUAACGGAGGAGGAGAAACUGGUCAGGCAAGAAAUGCUGGCUUUGCAAGCAGAGGAGGAGCGCAAGAAGCAGGAGGAAGAUGCAAAGAAACGGCUCAAGGAUAAGAAGGAGACGGAGGAGAAGUACGCCCGCAUCAAUGGCCUCAAGAUCCACACGCAGUGGCGCAAGUUCAUGCGGCAGGCCAAGGUGGACGAGCUGCGGCGCGACAUCGAGAUCCUGAGCCAGCAGCACGAGCGGGAGGUCGACCGCAAGGAUGCCAUCAUUCAGAUGCUGGACAAAGAUCUGGACGAUGCUGAGAGCCAGCACCAGACGGCCCUACGCGCGCACCUCCAAACCGUGGACGCAAUCAUCGAGCUGCAGUAUGAGCGGAUCAAGGCGUUGGAAGCGGAGUUCCAAAAGGCCCUGCAAGCGCUCUCAGACGAGUUUGACAGCGAAAAGGCGGAGAUCCAGAACAGCCACAACAAGCAGAAAAAGGAACUGCUGGAGAUGGCGGUGGCCAUGGAGGCCGAGUUCGAGGAGGCGGAGGGCGAGGCGCGACAAGAGUUUGAAUCUCAAAGAGAAGAGAUCAAGAAUCGCAACUCGGAAGAGUACAACGUCCUGAAAAUCAGCCUUGAGGGCGCAAUCGAGGAGCUCGAGCGAGAAUUCGAGCAAGCGCACCAGGCGUAUCUGGACAGCACGGAGAGCCGCACGCAGUCGUUCAAGGAGCUGACGGCCAAGGACGCGUCGAGCGCUAAGAUCAUUGAGCAGCGCAUGCGCAAGCUGAUCCGGCUGCACGAGCAGAUCGCGCAGUGGCGCACCAAGAUGGCGACCAGCAGUCGUGAGUGGGAGCAGCGGAACAAGGCGCUCAAGGACGAAAAGGACAUGAUGGUCAAACACUACCAGGAGCUCAAGUCGAAGAUGAACCGGAUGCGGCAGGCGGAGCACGAGCGGCUGAAGCAGCUGUCGCUGUACAGCGGGGAGGCGAUCAAGGAGCUGGAGCGGAAACUGGAGCAGGCGGAACGGAUACUCAAGCUAGCGGAACUCAACCGAAAGAUGGAGACGGAGCAAGAGAAGAUCCUACCGUUCGAUCCCACCCACGUGUCAACCAUCCCGAUACCCGCCGCCGACGAGCUCCUCGCCAGCGCAUCGCUCCAGGACGUUCGAGACGGAGGGUAUUCGGAUGCAGAGGCUCCAACCAGUCCGCUGAACGGAUUUGGAAGCGGAAGAGAAACGGAGGCCCUAGCUCAGGCCAUGCGGGACUUUGGAGGGGGCUUGAAUUCAGCGGACGGGGACUUCACGCGCGAAGAAAGCGAAGCGGCCCCCACGCUAUGCGCAUACGCAACCGACGAGAACGGGAAGCUCGUACCCGAGUGGCACUACCUAUCCAACUUUUUCAAGCGGUACAACAAAGUCAUUCUGGACAAAGCGGCUCUUGACAAAGAAAAGCGGCGGCUUUUGGAUGACAACGCAAAGCUCAAGUACGUACUGAAGCAGUACCUGGACGGGAUCACGGUCAACGGGGAGGUGCUCAAAGACCCGAAGAACCCGCUACUGGUAGUGAACAACCGGCGCCAGAACUUCAUGAAGACCGCCAGCAUGACCGCCGGUCUCGCGCCCAAGUCCGUCAACACGCUGCCCAUUCCGUCCGCCGAGCAGAGCCGGCGAAACACCGCGAUGAGCAGCCAGAAGAAGGGCGUCACCGUCUUACAAUACAACAUGCCGUCCUAGCAAUGGUCUGUCUUUCAGCGGGGAAAAACUUCAUCAACUUGCGGAACGGGUACGGGAAGGUUCUGCUAGACUAGCGAGGGCCGUCGCUGCGGUGAUGGGCCAAUCCAGGAGUCGGCCGAGCUGCCGAAGAAAACAACUGUUCUCCUAUAUUCAAUCUUAAUUGUACAAAAUGGUCUGAAAGAAUCCAAUGUAACAGGCUG